AUGGGACUGGAAGCGGUACCAUGUGUGCUUCGUAGUGCAGCCAAUGGUGGCAAUAGUUCAUCCUAUUGUACUAUUGGCUUUCUUAUUCGACCAUCAACCUCAUCAAACAAUAAUACUACCGGUCAAACGGUUUCAAAUGCGGCAAUUAGUAGCACAGCUUCAGUAGCGGUGCCAUCAGGUAGUGUUCCAAAAUCGUUGCAUGUAGUACCCGCAACCAUUCAAAAACAAUCGGCUACUAUUGCAACAGCUGCACCAAAACUCGUGGUUCCAAGCGUUCUACGAAUACAACCCACACCUUGUACCUCGGCUCAUUUGGCGCCACCGGCUCCUCCACAACCGGUGCACCAUCCUUCACCUCCAAAACCACCACCGCCCAUUCAGCAACAUCAUCUUCAACCGCAGCAGCAGCAGCAGCAACCGCAACAUUGUAGUACUGAUAGUUGGUUACAUGCGGCACCGCGCUCCAAUGUCAGUAGCGGUUCCUUCGAAUCACCAUCGCCUUCACAGGUUGUACCACAAAUGAACUUAAAUGAAUCAUACGAUUGUCAAAUGCCAUGUACAAGCAGCACACCGUUUUUUCCACCCAUAUCAUCUAUAACGCAAAGCUUUUCAUCCGGAAAAUCGGACAUCGAUUUGCUUCAAGAUAUGACACAUGUUGGUUUAAAUCCUCCAGUUAUGCGUCAACAACAGCAAUCACAACAUUUAACUGAUAAAACAGUAAUGAUAACUCCUAAUCAUUAUGCUCAGCAGCAUAAUGUUACGCCCCCUCCGGCACCACAGCAGCACCACUAUCACAAUACGGCUCCUCAAAUGAUGCAUAUGCAAAAUUCUUCCUCAUGUACUGUGCAAGCUAAUUACCAGACACAUAUACAGGUUGAAUUAAACGGUGGAAUGUCAUCUUGUCAGUAUCAGAACAAUUAUAACGUUGUGACGAACUGUUCUCCUACGGCAGAUAGUGGAAUCCAAAGUAUUGCUGACUCGCCACCAGCCGAUCCGUUCACUCCACCUACGCCAUACAUUCCUCCUCCUCCGAUAACUGCGACAACGAGUAAAAAUAAAGAACCGCAAUUAACAGUUAAUUCGACAACCUGUCCCGAUGAUUAUUCCGAUAUGCCACAUCUGAUACCUUUCCAUCAAAUGGAAAUGGAAAGUGGUUCGCCGUUAACGGAAGAAUCACCACCAUUUAUGACAAAAACACCACCACCCGACAGUAUUAUUAUGAAAACUGCUGAAGUGGAGAAUGCAUUAAUGAAAAAUGAAGGAAAACAUUUUGAGCAGAUUGAUGAAACUGUAGCUGUGUCUCAAGAAAAGACAAAGAAGGAAUCAGAUGAUGACAUUCCGAAAAUAGCAAUUACUCCAGCAAUGAAUGUUACAGAUUUGGUAGAACAACUAAUGUCGCAUAUGGAUCCGCAACAGCGCAAACAGUUUGCUAGUGCUAUCCAAUCGAAAGUUGCUAUUGAUGAUACUAUAGCAAUUGAUAGUGGUAAUACUGUUAUUACUACUACAACUGCUGCUAUUACUACUACUACUACUACUAUUACUACUACUACCACUAUUACUACUGCUACUACUGCUACUACUACUGGUACCACUGUUACGAGUAUUCCUGAUAAUGAUGCUAGUAAUGUUACAACUGCAACUGCCGAUAUUAUUUCUUCCGUUGCAAUUGCUACUGCGAACAUUUCCACUACUACUGUUAAUGCUGCGACUACUUAUGACGAUAAAUUAGUGGAACUGUUAUCCAAAGAACCAGAACAUGAAGUUGCAGUGCAAACCGAAUUUGUCGACACAUCAGAAGUACAGCCAUGUGAGGAUCGGAACGUCGAAAGUGAAGUUCCGGAGCUCAAAAAUGAGAUACUGAAAAGCAAGAAACGAAAGACUCGUAAACGCAAAAUGGAAGAUUGUAACGAGUCGGUUUCAGGAAAGCUAGCACGGAAAAUGAAACGAGGGGAAAUAGAAUGUAAAUCGAAUGAUACUGUUAUACGGUGUUCAAGCGUCGAUGAAUUGGCUUGUGGUGAAAAAAUAAAUGCAAAUAACUUGAAAAGACAAAUGCCUAUAUCAUCCAGAAGUUUGGAUGCUGAGAUUCAAGAAAGGAAGUGUAAAGGACGGAAGAAACAAGAAGAGAGGAAAAAGUAUGUAGCCGAAAAAAAGUUUCCCACUGGAAAAUUAGAAAAGAAAAGAGUGACUGGUGAGGGUGUUUAUAAAGGACGUCAAGAAUUUGCUUUAAGUGUUAAUGCUGCGAAAUCGAACGGAUGUUUAGAAUAUUCGGAUGAAAAUAUGGUGAAUGAAAUUAAAGAAUUUCAUUUGGAUAUGAGGCGGAAAGUAAAUGAGCAGCUGAAAAUCGUCAUUGAACAAAUCGGCAGGCAAUUUACCAAUCUGGAACUGAAUUUAGGUGAUCGGCAGCAUUGGGAUUUACCCUGGUAUCAUUUGAAUUGGAAGGAAGUCACUCGAAGGUUGAUUGAAAGAAAUCGACUCGAAAAAUCAAAACAAGAGAAAAAUGGUUCAAAAACGUGCCGAAUUGGAGAUAGAAAAUUACAAAAAUCAAGAAAGAAUGAUUCUUUUGUUGCAAGUGCUACACCAUCAUCGUCAAAAAUGUGUGAAAAAAGUCGUCGUUCACCUGGUGAUUACAUUAAAUUAAAACAAAAUGUGAUCGUUGAUGUUUAUCCAAAAAUCGAGCAGAUGCAAUGCUCUUGUUCCUCCGGAUGUUGCGGUGAAAGUGAUGAAUGUUUGAAUCGAGUAGUAUUGAUGGAAUGUGGCAGUAGCUGUCCACGAAAUGCUCUCUGCACUAAUAAACGAUUGUUUCGGCGUGAAUGUGUUGAACGUUUGCGAACUUUCCAAACGAUGAAUGGCUGUGGUAUUGGUGUGAAAACAGAUGUUAAUAUUGAUAAAGGACAAUUCAUAUGUGAAUAUAUCGGUGAGGUUGUUUCAAUGGAAACAUUUAAUACUCGAAGUCGUACUAAUUAUCGUUAUCAACGAAAUCAUUACGCAUUAAACCUCUGUCCAGGUUUUGUCGUCGAUGCUUAUCGUAAAGGAAAUAUUGCACGAUUCAUUAAUCAUUCCUGUGCUCCAAACUGCGAGAUGCAGCGUUGGUCUGUUAACGGCCAUUACCGAAUUGGCUUAUUUGCUCUACGUAAAAUUUAUGAAGGUGAAGAGCUUACAUACGAUUACAAUUGGGAUGCAUUUGAAUUUGAUGAUGUAACGAUAUGUUGUUGUGGUGCACUGAAUUGUCGACAUUUCCUUAAUAAAAAUGUUAUUAUGAAUAAUCGGGAAAAGGAAUUAGCGCGUAACACGCGUUUACUUCUGCUGCGAAAUGUACAAAAGUCGGCGGCAUGUAAAUUGAAGAAAUUUAGAAAGGGAUCUCGAUCUCAAAGCCAAAGUAGAACAUCGAAAAUGUCUUUGGCAAAUCCUUCAGCAAGUAACGGAGAUGUGCAUUUAGAGCAGCUGUGUCAAGAAGUAGUCAUGAAGUUUAAUGAUUCUAAAGUAGCUUCCAAAAAACAAUUCAAAAAACUAUCAAACUUCGUCACUGAACUUCGUGAGCAGCACACUUCCACACAGACAAUCUUGGAAAUUCUGGAAUCCAUCGAACUGAAAGUUAAUAGUUUGCUUGGUAAAUCUGACAGACCUCUAGAUCGGCGGAAGCUAGAUAUUUGGCGUACAAGUUUUGCUUCGAUAAAAGCAAAGCACUCGCGUCAAACGAGAAAAUAUGAUAAAAGUGAUUGUCAACAGCAUCAUCAGAGCCGAAGAAAAUCGAAAACUGGACCUCAUCGGACUUUGGCAGCAGCAAUUAAUUACCAAUACCUUGAUUCUCCUGUAUGGUUUGCUCAUAUUCCGGUUGGCUCAUACGAUAAUGAUGAUUUUUCGUAUCUUAGUAUAGCUGAUGCUAAUACGGAUUGUGUGCGCUGCAUAUGUGGUACUACGGAUGAUGAUGGACCUAUGAUACAGUGCGAAAAGUGUAAUUUUUGGCUUCACGAAGAAUGUGUUUUCGAUGAGAAACCAUUUGAUGAAGUUAAAGAUUUUAUUUGUAUCAUUUGCGUUCGAAAUGCUCAACGCACGUCGACUGCAUCAAUUCCGCUGCGUAUUCAGCCCGACUACAAUUUUAAGAACUGUACUUAUUAUCGAACAUUGGUAAAUUCACGGCAUUUGCAAGUACGUCUCAGCGAAACGGUAUAUGUGCAAAAACUUGAAAACGAUAAUCAUAAAUUGAUACUACGACGAUUAGUGGAAUGCACAAAACAUAGUAGUCCAGUAACAAAUAUAAUUCCUGCUGAAUUAGAAGAGACUGAUAAAGAGUUUUGCCCAGUAUCAUUUCAUCGUAAGGAUGUUAGAUGCUUCCGUAUCGAACGUCUUUUUUCAUUCGAAGGGUAUAAAUUCGUUUUCGGUUUCUAUUACGCACGGCCACAUGAAGUCUAUUGUGAACCAGGCAAAUUAUUCCAUGAGAAAGAGCUUUUUGCAACCAGUAUGUAUGAUACACUUCCACUUGAUGCCGUUGUUGGACGUUGUUUAGCUUUGGAAUCAAGUAUAUAUUGUCUUGGAAGACCAAAACUGCCUCAUUAUGAAGAAGCGGAUGUAUACUUUGUGGAAUACCAAACGGGGAAAAAUUCGAAAUUCGAAAAAAUUCCUCCGAAAAACCAAUAUUACAUCAAUACCGAUCCACUCAUUUUUUCACCUUUCAAACAGAAGUUGACCAUUUCUAGAACAUUUACGCCUUUUGUAAUGGAACAGGAUAUGAAAAAUUUUUCCCGUUCUAAUGCUUCCGAUCAUAAUAACUGUAUAAUCGAAAGAAGACGACAACAAAUGGCUAAUUUAGAAAUAGUUCUGCAACAUUUGCCAAUAACGGGCAAAAGAAGAGAACCACUUAAAGCUAUAAGCUGUUCAUCUGAUAAGUUAUCAAAGCAGAAACGACUACGCCAGAUUCGUCACUGA
Acanthocheilonema viteae is the source of this 4923-nucleotide messenger RNA. The record is from the annotation of a GenBank genome assembly. NCBI's taxonomy places the organism in Eukaryota, Metazoa, Nematoda, Chromadorea, Rhabditida, Onchocercidae.